GUCAGUCCCGGGAACCCAGUCGGCGAAAGGCGCACCGGAGCCCAACAUCCGACGGGUUCAUGUCAGCGACCUUCUUCUUCUUCUUUUUUUUCUUCUCCUUCUUCUUCUGUUCUUUCGCCUCUGGACCGAGUGAUUUAAGACACCUGGGAUAGUUUUCGUGAACUCAAAGGAAGCGCAGCGAUGAGAGCCCAGCAGUUCAUCUCCCACCGAAGUGACUGAGACCCAAAUCUCGCCGCGUCGCAUCCAAUCCGAUUGAAGCCUCCCGCGAGGAUGACGCGCAGGAUGAAUUACGCUCUCGCGCUGGUGUUACUUGGAGUGGUUCACGCCGCGGCCAAAAAGGAGGAUUGUUUGUCGGGUCGUUACACAAACGGCGGAGAAUGCUGCGAGCGGUGCCCGCCCGGGGAGGGCGUCAUCCAGCCAUGUGGCGUCUCCCAGACCGUCUGCGCCCCCUGUCUCGACAGUGAAACCUUCUCAGAAAGCUUCAGUGCCACAGAGCGCUGUCAGCCCUGCACAGUGUGCGCGGGCCUAUUUCGCAUGAAGGAGCCCUGCACGGAUUCCAACGACGCCUCCUGCAUUUGCAACUACGACUUCUACAUGAACGAGCUCUCUGGGCGGUGCGAGCGCUGCACCAAAUGUCCCGAGGGCGAGGGCAUGCUGCUGCCGUGCGACUCCGACCAAGACACGACGUGCGAGGAGUGCACCGGGGACAACUACUCGGACCAGGAGAGUUCUCGGGAGCCCUGCCUCCCCUGCAGCACCUGUGACGAAGAGGGCGUGUCGGAGAUCUGCACCUCUGUAACCGAUACAGUUUGUCAAGUUCCUCCAUUUUACGACGACAUGUUUCCAACGCCCUUUUCCGGUAACUUCACGCCCACGAAUGAGGUCUACCUACCAGAGACCCCCCCAUCAGAGGAGCCUAGAGACACCUCCACCACCACCACUAAUGGCGAUUCUAAGGAGCCGAUCUACCACCUGAACAACAAACUCAUCCCCAUCUACUGCUCCAUCCUGGCAGCCGUUGUAGUCGGCCUCGUGGCCUUCUUCAUCUUCAAGAGAUGGAACAGCUGUAAGCAGAACAAGCAAGCGGCCAACAACUGCACAGCCAACCAGAACCAGACGCCGUCCCCGGAGGGAGAGAAGCUGCACAGCGACAGCGGCAUUUCUGUGGACAGCCAAAGUCUGCAGGAGCAGCAGGGCCAGACUCAGGCCCAGACAGUUGUCACCAUGGAUGAGGAGCCCUGCCUGCUCCUCCCUCUCCAAACCCGGGAGAAAGUGGAGAAGCUGCUGUUCAGCGACUGCACACACACGGAGGACAGCGACUGGUGCAACCUCGCGGGCCUCCUCGGGUACAAGGACGAGCGCAUCGCCACCUUCCAGCAGGAGGAGCACCCCGUCCGGGCGCUGCUCCGCGACUGGGCGAGCAAGGACUGCGCCAGCGUCGACGCCCUGUGCGCCGCGCUGCGCAAGAUCAACCGCGAGGACGUCGCCCAAAGUCUGGCGCCGAGCCCGAGCGCCACGAGGGCCGACGCCACCUCCGUAGUGUGAUUCGGAGCGACCCCCUCCCCCCACCCCCGCCCCUCAGUGUUUGUCUAUAUACACCUCCUGCCUUUCCACACUGCUCGCGACUUUAUUACCCCGUAGAAGAGCAGUGGGCCUUGCACUGAGUUAUUAGUGGAUAACUUGAUCCCUAGCAUCUUUAUUUUCCAAGCGUUCAUAGUCAGUUUGUCCAAUAUUUAUAGCAUUAAUAAGCCACUAUUGUAUCUUUUCUACAAAUCUAUGCUACCAAACAGGAGUAAAACGCCACGAGAGACCUGAAAAGCCACAUUAUUUACAUGUAGUUGACUGGUGUCACUAACCCUGCAUACCACAGAGUCCUUGCGUCCCCGUAGUUUACCCAACAAGUCCAAUAAGAGCAGUGGACUUUGCCAACGAGGUGGUCUGCAGGGGGGGGGGGGCACGGGCAGAUGUGCUCUGCAGUUCGACUAUGUAUACAGUGCAUCCACAAUGCGUAUAUACACACACACACACACUACAGUAUUUAACAAUGCAUGUACUAUUCAAACAACGUUUACAUACUUAUCCAUUGCAGAAGAGAGAAAUAGAAAACCAGAGAUGCUGCCGCCAUCUAAUCGGUAAGAUCUCACGAGGGGACCAUUCCUAGUUUAAUGUCAUUGUUAGUGGGCUGUGUGUCUUUAAAAGAGGAAAUUACGAAGAUCCAUAUGAUUUGCCAUGUGUGCCAGUGCACAGAUACCAAGAAGAAAUACAUGUAACACACACACAAAUCCAGGGUUUUCUAUCAUGUUUAGCUUAUUUUCUCAGGGUAUCGCAAACGAUCGUGUUACUGCUCUAACAUGACACUCAUUAUUGCACCCGCUACACACAGUGUGUUCAUCCAAAGCAUAGGCUCCUGCAACUGACAAUCCAGCGAACUUAAAAGCGAAUAAGAGAGGGGAAACGGGCCAGAUAAUAAAGAAAAGUGGUGUCUUGUUUCCUCAUUGUUUGCAACAAUAAGCUCCGGAUAAAAGGCAAGUCAGUGGAGACAUUAGUCAAAGGACCCUGGGACGAUCAGACCGAGGGAAGGAGGAAAAGUCUUUGAUGACUAAAUAAAACCCAGGAUUCUGCAUUCAGCGUUAAUCAGCUCGUUCAAGCAUGCAUCGUGUUGGUUGGAAUUAGUCAAAAUGUUAUUGAUUAUAUUAUAUGCUGCCAAAUCACGACCGCUAGCCACAUUUUGUUUUCUCUCUUUUUGGGGAAAGACGUUUGAAGGAGCAAAUAGUCGACUUUGAUACUCUUUCCUAAGCUGCCUUUGAGGUGCAGAUUGUACAUUGUUACUAACCACUAGCAUAUGAAGCCUCGUGCUGUAGUGUUACUUUAAAUGAAGGUAUUUUCACUUUACUCUCUAAGGAUUGUUGUAUUUUAAUUCCUCGAUAACAGCUGUAAAUAAUAUUAUGUUUCACUCGUUGUCCUAUAGAUUCUAGAAACGUCUCAGUUUUGCAUCCCAAGUGCCUGGGAACUACUUGGUGUUUUUAGCUGUUAUUUUAUAUUUUCUUUAGUUGUCAUUUUUCAACUUGUAAAUACUAGUUUUUAUUUCAGUAAAAGCCCUAGAAGGCUCUGUGUGAGUGGGACAUUGUUACAAUAUUAAUGCUGUUCUAGUUGAAAGUGGUACAAAGGGCAAAGGGAGGGAAAGUGCCUUUGUGAGGAUGCUUUUAAGAGAUGAUCCCCUGUGUAAGCCUAUUAUGGGAUUUUGUAAUAAAGACUCAACAUGAAUAUCGAACACAAAUAUAGAAUAUCUUUCAGAGUAAUCGCAACCGCAAAGCUAUAAUCUUCCACCCACCAAACACUACAUAUGUCUCUGGUUACCCGGGUUACGGGAGUCUUUGCAGAUCAUUUCAAUAUUACCUUCACUAAUACUAUAUUUUGUUCACUGUACUUAGUCAACACUCAUAGUUGUGAAUUGUGACCCGAGGUGGGGUGUGUCCCUCGGACAGUAUUUGUUUAGUUUAGCGUGGAGGUGGAGGUGAAUAUUGUCACCUCAUCGCACUCGAGGUUUCCCGGGUGGAUUUAAAUAAAGCCCCGGGAAUGUAGCUCAUGGUAAAACGGGCUGGCAGGACACCGGGACUGAACUGUACAGAAGUGAGAAAUACUGAAUGUUCCUUGUAUACUAACACUGUGCUGUACUUAAUGUGAAUCAGCUAAAUUCCUACAACAGACAAGCAGCAACCAAUAAAAAAGCUCUUGACUACACCAAACUCUGUAUUUUAUCCUACAGUGCACAAAUAAAACAUAAGAUUGCGUGUACUUGUA
Molecule: messenger RNA, 3801 nt
Organism: Pungitius pungitius (ninespine stickleback)
Lineage: Eukaryota; Metazoa; Chordata; Actinopteri; Perciformes; Gasterosteidae
Gene: ngfrb
Product: nerve growth factor receptor b
Exons: 6
Coding region: 271-1545 (424 amino acids)
Biological process (GO): Rho protein signal transduction
Cellular component (GO): cell surface; plasma membrane
Molecular function (GO): nerve growth factor binding; death receptor activity; coreceptor activity
Source: RefSeq, a predicted model, not a curated record